UUCCUUGAAUAAAGAGCCUCUGGCCUGUAGGGGGACAGCCUCCUAGGAAGGAAUUAUCAGUAUUGGGAAGAGACUGUGAUAGGUAACACUUGCCAAGGUGCAAGAUCUGAUCAACCGUCUGCUUCUACUGAACUACGAUACUGAGGUCAAGAUGUUGAGGUUGCUGGUGGUGGUGGUGAUGACAACAGCAGCACUAAGAGUCGAUGUGAGAGCAUACAUUGAACCUGAAGUCAGGAAUCAUGAACUGUUUACGCCAAUCCAUGAAAAUUGUACACAAAGUCUGAUGGAGUUACUGUUGCUGAGGCAAGAAAUUCGUUUGAACCAGCUAGUAGACACAGAGAAGGAAUCAGCAACCACACUAGCUACAGUGGCUCACUUACUGACUGAAUUGAAGGAUGCAAUCAUCAGUAAGCCUAAACAAGAAUCAGAGGAUUUUCACAGUGAGGAGUGCACAGCACCAUUCUCAAGAGUAGGAAAAACCUGCCUCUUGCUUGCAAUGGGGCAGAAAAUCACAUGGGCAGCAGCUCGACAAUAUUGCUCUGCCAGAGGUGGUGACCUGGCUACAUUCAGUGAUGCAAACACUUAUGCUGAGUAUCUUGGUUACAUAAAUUCAGUCAGUAAGUAUUAACAUCAAACCUUAUUACAAUAUAAAAAGAAUAAGCCUUACAUCAUAUUUCUAAGCUCAUCAACAGAAUUUUCCAAAAAAAAUUUAUUUUCAAAUUAAAUAUAUUAAGAAUAUAUGCAGGCACAAAAGUCCUUGUGAAAGAUGUUUAUGCAUGUUUCAGCUCUCAAUACAGAGAAGACUUAAAUGAUUAGAUUAACCCUUUAUCAUACCUGUUUAUUUUCUCUCUGUUAUCAAAGAGAUUGAUAAUUACUCAAUCCCAUUUUUUAUGUCAGUUCAAAAACUUUAAACCAACCCUAAUGUGAAACAAACGUGAAAAAUAUAACCUUUCCUUAAUUGUCUCCAGGUAAAAAUACUUCCCGAUACAGAAUGUUAUGAAAAAGUUGCAAAAAUAAAAAUUCAAUAUACAAUAAAGUAACUAACAUAUACUUCAUUUAAUAAUAAAAUAUUUAUUAUUAUUAUUCCAUACAUAGUUAUCUUCUAGAGGAAAUAUUAUACCCAGAAUUAAGGUGACAACUCCAUAACUGAAAGCUACAAUAAUAACUGAAUCUGAUGUUACCUAUGGCAACAGCCGAAUACAGAAUGGGCAGUUACACCACUAGAUUUUGCAGAUAAAGAAAUGAUGGAGUACAUUCCUGUAAUUCAUUGGGGUUAGGUUCCUAGAGGUGCCAUGAAUCCUGAAAAUUCAAAUAGAAAAUUUUGGAUGUAUGGCUUAUUAAAGAAGGUGGAAAGUACAGUACCUGCACUCUGAAGGAAAGGUAGGGAUAUUGAAGUUUGCAGGGUUAUCUGAACUGUACUGUCAGUGCAUUUCUGGCAAGACAGUGAUUGAGGGACAGUGAAAAAAAUUUCUUCUUUGUUGGGUCACCCUACCUCAGUGGGAGAUGGCUGGUGUUAAAAAUUUUUUUUUAUAAAUAAUCCUAUACGUAUGCUUAAAUGUUGAAGUCGAUAAUGAGAAAUGAGCACAUUUUGACUGAAUUCCUAGGACUUCUGCAUCAGUCUUUGUCGGGUAUGGACAUCUCUCUCUUGCCCAAGUAUCAGUGAUAAAUUUUCCCCGUUCUCUCUGGGAUGCUUGUCCUCAUCUAUUUUACCUGCCAGGCACUUAACAGGAGGGGCACCUGGUCAUUGGCUUACUUUUAGCCAGCUCCAUUUUUCUGCUGUGCAGAUAAUCCCCAAAUGGUUUUUCGUGGGAAGCUGGUUACUAACUCAGGUUGGUGUGGGCGUCCUGCUCUGUUUGGGCUUGGCAAAGGGGUCCAAUGGAUAUAAUUAGAAACUUCAAGUUUCUUCUUCUCUUUACAAAGGAACUUCUGUUCCUUUUCUUUCAUUGCCCAGCUUUGGGUAACACAGCUUCUCUGAAUAUCAGGAAGCUGGACUUGAUAUGGCGUAAGCUGUCAGUGGCCCUGAUAAACCCAACUGAAAUCCUACUGUUAUUCUUCAGUUUAGGGGUUGUGUGCCUAGCAAAAAUAUAAUGGGCAGAAAGAAAAUAUGAAUCUAUCACUGAAUGGUCUUUAUUAUUAUCAUUUCUAGGGGAACAAGCUAAACUGAUAGGGGGUCAUGAAUUAUGAUUAAAUUUAUAGCAGAAGUGCUAAACCCAUAUGGGUCAUAGUACUUGAGGAAUGGGAAAAGUCCAUUUCUUUGCAUCAAGAGCCCCUCAUUGGCAUCAAGGAACCUCCCUUAAGGGAAAACAAAUUCAGUAAAAAUGUGUGAUUGAUUCUAUCUUCGAUUUUCCCGUGUUUUUCUUACAAAGCUUUAUGAAGUUUAAGGGCCAUAGAGCAAGUGCUUGAGAAAUGGGAGGUA
This is a messenger RNA of Cherax quadricarinatus, 2416 nucleotides long. The record is from RefSeq and is a predicted model, not a curated record. Lineage: Eukaryota; Metazoa; Arthropoda; Malacostraca; Decapoda; Parastacidae.